Messenger RNA from Cimex lectularius (bed bug), 1464 nucleotides. RefSeq names its product protein OSCP1 (gene OSCP1). The transcript has 6 exons. Gene Ontology annotation, biological process: transport. Bases 119 to 1210 code for a protein of 363 amino acids. The record is from RefSeq and is a predicted model, not a curated record. NCBI's taxonomy places the organism in Eukaryota, Metazoa, Arthropoda, Insecta, Hemiptera, Cimicidae. Gene Ontology annotation, cellular component: cytoplasm; plasma membrane.
GGUGGUUCAUUAGGUCUUUAUAACUUUUUUGUUGGUGCUUUGCUCCCAUGGCAACAGAUCAAUGUGCAAGUGGACAGUUUAGCUUCUAACGUGUUUCGCCCAAGGAGCUAACUCGUCCAUGAUGACACAGUAUACAUUGCCAUUUCUGUUCAUUAAUCUCGGAGGAGAGAUGGUUUACAUACUGGACCAGAGGCUCCGUGCUCAGAACAUAGCAAUCGAGAAAGCUAGAAAAGUAUUAAAUGACAUUGUAAGGAUCAUGUUCAACCACCGUUUCAUGGAAGAGCUGUUCAAACCGCAAGAAAUUUACAACAAAGGCGCUCUCAAGUCACUUUUCUACGACUUGGCCCACGCUUCCAUAAUGAGGCUUAACGAGACGAGUAUGAACAAGCUGUAUGAUUUGAUGACGAUGGUCUUCAAAUGGCAGGUUUUCAGUGCAUCCCAUCCAAGAGAGCUUGUUUUGAUUACGCUAAACCAUCUCGAUUCAAUUCGAGCCUUGGUUACCUGCCCCAUCAUCCAAAAACAGCUAGACACUGCUUAUUUUAUGUUCAUUAAGACCUAUGGCCAAAUGACCUGUGGCGAAUUGCAAAGAGUGAGGUAUUCGUUGUUGAAUUUCUUGCAAGAUGUGAGGAUCAGGGUGUCCCUUCUUUUAAGACAGAGGCUUCAAAAUCCUGAUGGGAGCUUUGUUAUCCCAACUAAUUUGCAACUUUUUUAUGGAAGUGAAACACCAGGAAAAAUCCGCAUAUAUUCAAGGGAAGGUUUGCCAAUAGAUUUAUUGAGUUUUUAUUCCGGUGGAAAAUACACAGCAGCAAGCCAGCCAGGAUCUACAGAGUUAAGGGGCAUAAGGAACACACUGUUGGGGACUAACAUAUACAGUGCUUCGAGAACUGACUCAGAUAGAAGCGAGAUAUCCUACGAUGGUCAGGAAAGGUAUAGAAAAGAGAUCAACCUUCUUGUCGCCCAACUCGGCCAGGAAAAUGUCAGACUACCUGAUGAUUCGUUUUCUCUUCAACUUUUCAGCAGUAACGAACAACCACAAAAUAGUAUGACACAAAUGGAAAUGGAAAGCAGCUCGACAAAUACGACGGAUGAUGCUUUUGAACCUAAUCCUCACACAGAAGCAUUAAACAAAAUUCUAGCUGAGAUGCAACCGCCCAUUACUAAAGAUCAGUCGCAAUUUGAUUUAUUAGACUUAAUGGAAGAAUUGAGUUGAUCUGUAAUUUUAAACCUACGAGGUGUUUAAGGGUGAUGCCAUUUCUUUUCAAUGUCUAUUAAUUAAACUAGAAAUUAAGGUUUGUCAAGACGAAAACUUUCCUUGAAUAUUAUAGAUAAUAUAAAUUAACUACAAAACGGUAGAAAUGGCUAAACCUCCCUUAAACUGAUGUGCUUUCAAAAAAUAAAGUUAUUUUGUUGAAAAUUGCUUUAAUUUCAAUCUAGUUUUAUCUAUGAAAGUCUAAUAACAUGCAU